AUGGUUCCUGCUGAGAACACGAGUCUUUUUUCACCAGCCGAUUUCUGCUCCAACUGCAGCUCCUCCACCCAUGCAGAGUUGCACGUAGCCAAGGCGGUAGUUUUAGGGGUUGUGCUGGUGAUCUUUUUGCUGUUCGGGGUCGUCGGAAACAUCCUGGUCAUCCUGUCGGUGCUGCUCCAUCACCAGUGGCGCUCUGUGACUCAUUAUUUCAUCGCCAACUUGGCAGCGGCAGACCUCCUGCUCAGUUCAGCCGUCCUGCCUUUCUCCGCCACCUCGGAGGCUCUGGGCAGGUGGGUGUUUGGCCGCUCCUUCUGCAACGUCUGGGCCGCCCUGGAUGUCCUCUGCUGCACCGCCUCCAUUCUCAGCCUCUGCGUGAUCUCCAUUGACCGCUAUCUGGCCGUGAGCUACCCUCUGCGCUAUCCAGCCAUAGCUACUGGCCGGCGAGGCCUGACUGCAGUGGCGGCUCUCUGGGGACUCUCAGCCGCCAUAUCCGUGGGCCCUUUGUUCGGCUGGAAAGAGCCUGACCCGGAGGACGAGACAGAGUGCCGGAUCACACAAGAACCUGGAUAUGCUUUGUUUUCAGCGUUAGGCUCUUUCUACAUACCACUGGCCAUCAUCCUUGCCAUGUACUGUCAAGUGUAUACGGUGGCGAGAAGAGAGACUAAAACCAUUAGGAAGAGCUCAAAGGGAGAGGGGGUGGAGAUGGAAGGAGUGACGUUAAGGAUACACAGAGGGAACGCUGCCCAUGCAGGGAAACAGGAGGACGAUGAGGAGACUGGAGCACACAAACGGUCCUCCUUCACCCUGCCCAAGCUGCUGAGGUUCUCUGGGGAAGAGAAAGCGGCCAAGACUCUGGGCAUCGUGGUCGGGUGCUUCAUCCUGUGCUGGCUCCCCUUUUUCCUGGUUUUACCAAUAGGGUCCAUCUUUCCGUCCUGUAAGCCCCCCGAAACCAUCUUCAAGAUAACCUUCUGGCUGGGUUACCUCAACAGCUGCAUCAACCCUAUUAUUUACCCAUGCUUCAGCCAGGAGUUCAAAAAAGCGUUCCACAACAUGUUAAGAGGGCGCUGUAUAAGAACUGCAGUUCCCAGUGCCAAGCAAGGACACAUCGCUCCUCAUGCCUCCAGUCCCGGGCCGACAUCUAACGCCUCUGUGACUUUGUCCCAAAGCCGCGCUGCUGCUUCUUCUUUGGCUUGCUGCAGGACGCUGUCGACGUCAACGUCGUCUGUUGGUGGUCAAGAUCAGGCUGAAAGCGGACACGCCCAGGGGAAGGGUCUGCUGAAGGCCUGGUGCCUUUCAGCGAGGCGAACCUCAGUAGCGCAGCACCCCUCCACCAAUGGAUCAGCUAAAGUCCUACGCCUCUCUCUUGGCAUUUCUGGGGAUGCCGUUUAAAUUGGCUUUUGCGAGUUCAGGACGUUCAAUCUUGUUACCCAGCCUCCUUGGAGAAACAAUUAUGUACAACUCUGUCCUCAAAUGCAAAAUGCAAGAUAAAAAUGACCGCAGCAGCUUUUUGAAUUAGGAACGUGCAUGCUCAGCAGGAAACCUUUGGACCGGUUGUGUUGUUGGACACGGUGCAAAAAGACUGAGUCAAAAAUUUGAUUUUGCAAGCAUGAACACGCGGAUCGAAGGCAUAUCCUCGAGUGCUUGCCAAGGAUUAAAGGAGACACCAGCAAAUUGUAAAGCAUCCCCAGAGACAUGAUUUAUUCAAACAUUAGUUGUGUUUUUGCAGAUUGCACCGAAGGGAACAAUACCAAGAUGAUGCAGAGAUAAUUACUAUGAAGUGUCAGCUGCUGGUGGAGUGUGUUACCUUUGAUUUAAAGUGAAACAUUUCAAAAGGAAAAGGUCGUGACAGAAAGUCGCAGUGCCUUGCAAAUGUUUUCACACUCCUUUGUCACACUAUAACCACAAACCUAAGUGUGUUUCAUUGUGUUUAAUGUGAACAAAACAAAGUGGUGCAUAACUGUGAAGGCAAAGAAAAAUUCAAACAUGGUUUUACAGAAUAAAAUCUUUAAAGUGUGCCUUGAAUGGACAUUUAGCCCCCUUACUUUGCCAACCCUAAAUAAAAUCCUGUGCAACCAACUGCUUAUUAGAAGUUAUCUAAAACACAGAUAGAGUUCAUCUAUGUGUGUUUUAACUAGCGUUGCGCCGAUGCUAUUUUUUGGCCCGAUACCGAUACCUGAUACCCGGCUGUGCAGUAUUGGCCGAU
Molecule: messenger RNA, 2203 nt
Organism: Fundulus heteroclitus (mummichog)
Lineage: Eukaryota; Metazoa; Chordata; Actinopteri; Cyprinodontiformes; Fundulidae
Gene: adra1ab
Product: adrenoceptor alpha 1Ab
Exons: 2
Coding region: 1-1389 (462 amino acids)
Biological process (GO): phospholipase C-activating G protein-coupled receptor signaling pathway; adenylate cyclase-activating adrenergic receptor signaling pathway; cell-cell signaling
Cellular component (GO): membrane
Molecular function (GO): alpha1-adrenergic receptor activity
Source: RefSeq, a predicted model, not a curated record